AAGUAAAAGUACAGUUCCAUAUUCAUUCCUCGUUUCAAUACACAGCGAUAAUCGAUAGCAAAAGUACUCGUCAAGGAAGAAAACCAAAUCUACAGUCCAAGCCUGGAAUAACCUAACCCCCACUCGUCGCAUUCGAAAUGGACGACAUCUACCAGGGAGGAGCAUCGGCACCGGUGGGCUCGGCCCGUUUCCAAGGCGGGGCAUCAGCACCGGUUGGCUGGACGCGCUUCCAGGUGGGAGCGUCAGCUGGAAUCGGCCUCUCGACACGUUUCCAUGGAGGAGCGUCGGCUUCUAUAGGAUGGUCGGCACGUUUCCACGUGGGAGCAUCGGCCUGGAUAGGUGCUUCGACCCGCUUCCAGGGCGGAGCGUCGGCUUGGAUGGGAUGGUCGGCGCGCCUCCAUGUAGGCGCGUCGGCCUGAAUGGGAUGGUCGAUACGCUUCCAUGUAGGAGCGUCGGCCUGGAUAGGAUGAUCGGCACGCUUCCAUGUAGGAGCGUCAGCUUGGAUGGGAUGAUCAACGCGCUUCCAUGUAGGGGCAUCGGCUUGGAUGGGAUGUUCGCGUCAGCUUGGAUUGGGUGAUCAACGCGCUUCCAGGGAGGGGCGUCGGCUUGGAUAG
Messenger RNA from Mycena citricolor, 614 nucleotides. The record is from the annotation of a GenBank genome assembly. NCBI's taxonomy places the organism in Eukaryota, Fungi, Basidiomycota, Agaricomycetes, Agaricales, Mycenaceae.